UCAAGUGGUGCUGUUGUAACAGAGAGCCAGACCUAUAAGAAACGAGCUGAUUUCUUAAGUAAUGAUGACUAUGCUGUGUAUGUGAGGGAGAAUAUUCAGGUUGGGAUGAUGGUUAGGUGCUGCAGAACCUAUGAGGAGGUUUGUGAAGGAGACGUAGGCAAAGUUAUUAAAUUGGAUCGAGAUGGAUUGCAUGACCUGAACGUACAGUGUGAUUGGCAACAAAAGGGUGGUACUUACUGGGUCAGAUAUAUCCAUGUUGAGCUUUUAGGAUUCCCACCACAGAGUUCUGCCUCUCAUAUCAAGAUAGGUGACAAAGUGCGUGUGAAAAGCUCUGUUACCACACCCAAAUACAAAUGGGGAUCAGUUACUCACCGAAGUGUGGGAGUUGUCAAAGCUUUUAGUGCCAAUGGAAAAGAUGUCAUUGUAGACUUUCCUCAGCAGUCUCAUUGGACUGGCUUAUUGUCAGAAAUGGAACUGGUCCCCAGCAUUCAUCCUGGAGUCACGUGUGAUGGCUGUCAGAUGUUUCCUAUCAAUGGGCCUAGAUUCAAAUGCAGAAACUGUGAUGAUUUUGACUUUUGUGAAACCUGUUUUAAAACCAGGAAGCAUAACACCCGACAUACUUUUGGCAGAAUAAAUGAACCAGGUCAGUCUCCGGUGUUUUGUGGGCGUUCUGGAAAGCAGUUGAAGAGACGGCAUAGUAGCCAGCGGGGAAUGUUGCUGGAUGAUUGGUCAAGAAUAGUUAAGAAUUUGAAUGUCUCAUCCUCUGUGAAUCAGGCUUCACGUCUUAUUGAUGGUAGUGAGCAGUGCUGGCAGUCUUCUGGCUCACAAGGAAAGCACUGGAUUCGCUUGGAGAUUUUUCCAGAUGUUCUUGUUCACAGACUAAAGAUGAUAGUGGACCCUGCAGACAGCAGUUACAUGCCCUCUUUAGUUGUAGUUUCAGGGGGGAAUUCCUUAAAUAACCUUAUAGAGCUAAAGACAAUCAAUAUAAAUCCUACAGACACCACAGUGCCUCUUCUCAGUGAUUGUACAGAAUACCACAGGUAUAUUGAGAUUGCAAUCAAGCAGUGCAGAAGCUCUGGGAUUGAUUGCAAAAUCCAUGGCCUCAGCAUACUGGGACGUAUACGUGCAGAGGAUGAAGAUUUGGCUGCAGUCCCUUUCCUUGCUUCUGAUAAUGAGGAAGAGGAUGAUGAUAAAGCUAAUACUGGGAGUCUUGUUAGAAAGAAGGCAGCUGGGCUUGAAUCAGCAGCUACAAUAAGAACCAAAGUUUUUGUUUGGGGACUGAAUGACAAAGACCAGCUGGGAGGGCUGAAAGGUUCCAAGAUAAAGGUCCCUUCCUUUUCUGAAACCCUAUCUGCCUUGAAUGUUGUACAAGUAGCUGGAGGAUCGAAAAGCCUUUUUGCAGUGACUGUAGAGGGUAAAGUAUAUGCCUGCGGAGAAGCCACAAAUGGAAGGCUGGGUUUAGGAAUAUCUAGUGGAACUGUGCCUAUUCCCCGCCAGAUUACAGCUCUUAGUAACUAUGUGGUAAAGAAGGUGGCUGUUCACUCAGGUGGCCGGCAUGCUAUGGCAUUAACUGUUGAUGGAAAGGUAUUUUCAUGGGGUGAAGGAGAUGAUGGAAAACUUGGUCACUUCAGUCGAAUGAACUGUGAUAAACCCAGAUUGAUAGAAGCAUUGAAAACCAAACGCAUCCGUGAUAUUGCUUGUGGCAGUUCCCACAGUGCUGCCAUUACCUCUAGUGGUGAACUGUAUACAUGGGGUCUUGGAGAAUAUGGAAGGCUAGGACAUGGAGAUAAUACCACACAGCUGAAGCCUAAGAUGGUUAAAGUGCUCCUUGGCCACAGGGUCAUUCAGGUUGCUUGUGGAAGUAGAGAUGCUCAGACUCUUGCUUUGACAGAUGAAGGUUUGGUGUUUUCUUGGGGUGAUGGUGAUUUUGGAAAACUGGGCCGAGGAGGAAGUGAAGGAUGCAACAUUCCUCAGAACAUCGAAAGACUGAACGGCCAAGGCGUUUGUCAGAUUGAGUGUGGUGCACAGUUCUCAUUGGCACUGACCAAGUCAGGAGUGGUAUGGACAUGGGGUAAGGGCGACUACUUCAGGCUAGGCCAUGGCACAGAUGUACAUGUACGAAAGCCACAAGUUGUGGAAGGAUUGAGGGGUAAAAAGAUCGUACACGUGGCUGUAGGCGCACUCCAUUGUCUAGCGGUUACUGACACUGGGCAGGUUUAUGCUUGGGGUGACAAUGACCAUGGGCAACAAGGCAAUGGAACUACUACUGUCAAUAGAAAGCCCACUCUUGUCCAGGGCUUGGAAGGCCAGAAAAUCACCCGGGUUGCCUGUGGGUCUUCCCACAGUGUAGCGUGGACAACAGUGGAUGUAGCUACACCAUCUGUUCAUGAACCAGUACUUUUCCAGACAGCGAGGGACCCUUUAGGUGCUUCUUAUCUUGGUUGGUGUUCCUUCAGAUGCAGAUUCUUCUGCUGCCAGUAACAAAAUUAGUGGGGC
Molecule: messenger RNA, 2496 nt
Organism: Pelecanus crispus (Dalmatian pelican)
Lineage: Eukaryota; Metazoa; Chordata; Aves; Pelecaniformes; Pelecanidae
Source: RefSeq, a predicted model, not a curated record